AUGCCGUAUUCCGUCUGUCUGUUCGUGCGUCAAAAGCAACUCGUGUUAACAACGCACCAAAAGGAGAAGAAAUUGAAGCAGCACGAUAACUACGCCAAUGUCCGUCCUGAAUUCCAAAAUGUUAAUGCUCAAAGAAGGAGGGAAGAGCAUGCUGAUAUGCUAAGGCAACGACAUGUAGAACGGGAACGGGUAAGACAAGCUCAACGGCGUAGACAAGCACAGGCUGCACGACAAAUGGUAAGACGUGCAGCUCAAAAUGUUCAGCAAGCUAUUGUACGUCAACAAGUGGAUCAACGUCAUCAGGUAAAUAGAGCUAAUGAAUUGCCCCAUCAAGCUGCAGCAAGACGUAUAGCUGAUCUUUUACGUCAUCGCUUAGCUAGGGCUGCUAAUAGAGCAAAUCUACGUGUUCAGCACCCACAUGUACACAUAGAAAAUGAAUUACCCCAACAGGCUGCAGUAAGACGUAGAGCGGAUGUUUUGCGUCAUCGAGUGAGUUUAAUAGAGUAUGUCAGCAUUGUGGAGCUAUUAAAUUUAAUAAUGAAAAUUAUUUUAAGUGUUGUCACAAUGGCAAAGUCCCUGCCUGACAUAUUACAAUUUCCUGCUGAAAUACGUGAAUUGUUAAGCAACGACUCUGCCCAACUAAACAGUUUCGCAAGUAUAUCAGAGUAUACAAUAAUGGAUUUAGUUUUGCUUCUUUGUCAGCAAACAUUCGACCACCGCCAGGUCGUGGACCCCCCUGUUUUAGAAUAUGUGGUCAAUUAUUUUACAGAGGCUGCAGCUGCCUUAAACAUGCGCAUUGAGAAUCCAACACAUGCUCAUUGUAAUCGUGAAACAAUGCAGAUAAUUCAAGAUGUUCUUAACAGGGAUUCUUCCUAUGCUGAAGCUUAUAGAAAUAUGGCUGAAGUGGAACGUGAAGAAACAGCCAGAGCAGCAGCAGAAAACAGACACCCUUCUGUUGUAAGUAUGGUAAUGCGUGAGGGUAAUGAUCGCAGAAGGUAUAAUGCACCCUUGCAUCAGGAAGUUGCUGCCAUCUUCGUUGGUAAUGAUGGGGCACCUCCUGCUGCAAGAGAUAUCGUUGUUUAUCCACGUAAUCAACCUUUGCGGCGAAUUUCUUAUACAUCAUGCAAUAUUGAUCCUAUGAUGUAUCCUAUUUUAUUUCAACGUGGUGAGCCGGGUUGGGACCCAAACAUGGCCCACGUCAGGGAGCAUGCAACUGCAGUUAGAAACAGGCUAACCCAGUUGCAAUAUUAUACUUACCGCAUUGCUAUUAGGCGAGAAUUUUCUGCCCUUCAUCUAACAGUUGAAGGUCAACGGCUUGCAUUUAUUCGCCAAAAUCAAAACCAGCUUCGAGCAGACUCCUACCAAGGCCUCCUGGAUUACCUCCAAAAUGCUGCAGAUCAACGUAACUUACAAGCAGGUAAUGUUGUUGUCUUACCAUUUACAUUUUCUGGCGCACCCCGUAACAUGCAUCAGUUGUACCUUGAUGCAAUGGCAUUUGUUUCAAAGAAAGGUAAGCCAGAUUUGUUCUUGACUUUUAAUUGCAAACCCAAAUGGCCAGAAAUUGUUAUUAAUUUGUUACCUGGUCAAUCUGCUUCCGAUAGACCAGAUUUGGUUGCAAGGGUGUUUAAAUUAAAAUUACUUGCUUUGAAAAAAAACUUAAAAGACGGUGUAUUAAAUGUUCUGUGUGCACACUUUAAAUUACGAAAUGCUGAUGAUAUUGACUCAUUAAUUUGUGCACAGAUUCCGGAUCAAAACCAAGAUGCUGAACUGUAUGAUAUAAUGUAUGAUCCAUGGGCAAUGUGGCCACCUUAA
Hydractinia symbiolongicarpus is the source of this 1812-nucleotide messenger RNA. RefSeq lists its product as uncharacterized. The record is from RefSeq and is a predicted model, not a curated record. The transcript is spliced from 6 exons. The coding region runs from base 1 to 1812 and encodes 603 amino acids. Lineage: Eukaryota; Metazoa; Cnidaria; Hydrozoa; Anthoathecata; Hydractiniidae.